GCACAAGCUGUGCAUCCAGCUCCGAGUGGGUUCGACGACAGCCAAAGAAACCACCUGGCAUCAACGAUCCUCUGGCCGCCCUUCGCUUUCCGGCACCGCCCACGUCGAUUCCGACUACACCAUAAACUUGCGCAACACUAUCAGUACACGGUCUGCUCAAGUUCCGUGGUAACUGGCAAAGUAACAGGUACCUACCCGCCUCAACCCAAGGGCAAGGGAACGUCCUCGAUUGCCCCUCCACCGAUUGUGUGUUGCUGAGAAAGCAACCCGACCUACGAUGCGAUAGACGCUCAACCACAACAUGUCCUUCACGAAUGCGCCAGUGACGCGCACCCUCGUUCUUGGCCUUGUGACGAGCUCCAUUGCGGUCAGCUUGCUCGACGUCAAGCAUUAUUUCUACAUUGUCGUAGAUACCCAUCUAUGGCGCUACCACCAGCUCUGGCGCCUGCUGGCGUACCAGUUAUGCUGCACCAACUCGAGCGAGGUGCUCUUCGCAUCAAUGACUCUCUACCACUUGAGGGUCGUUGAACAAAUAUGGGGAUCAAGGAAAUACGCUUCAUUUGUAGCUGUAUCCGCGCUCUUCACUGCAGUGAUACCUCCUGUUUUCCUAUCCAUCAUACUACGGCCAUUGACCGCGGGACUAUUCAACUACAUGCCAGCCGGCCCAACCCCGAUUAUCUUUGCCAUACUCGCGCAGUAUCAUGCUGCGAUCCCCAGCACUUAUCGAUACCGCGUCGCGGCUUCCUCGGCUCCGCCCACGAACGACCAAUUUGUCGGAUUGACCUUCUCUGACAAGUCAUAUCGCUACGCUCUCGCUUUGCAGCUGGCACUCUUCCAGUGGCCGGGAUCGUUGCUGGGAGCUGCGGUUGGCUGGGUUGUGGGAUACUCGUGGAGGAACGACUUGCUCCCUGUUGCGUUGACCAAAUGGCGCCUUCCCGGAUGGAUGGUCGGUGUGAAGACGCCGAGAAGACGGACGGAAUUCGAGGGUCUUCGAAGGCGGUUGGAGGGAGAGGGUUCAUCUGCAACCACCUCGGGCGCACAGGGCCAGGUGGAUGGGGACGCAGGACGCAGGAGACCAGCUGGUCAAGAUAGGCGCCAAGACUGAGAUGACACAGUUCUGAAAAGACACAAGCUAUCACUUACACCGACUUGAGUUUGCUAUUGAAGCCUUCGAUGAUGACAUGGGGAUACAUGUCUGCGAGACCACUUAUUCUGGCUCACCUCGUUAUGCAUUUUCGAGAUUCCAUGCGUACUCUUUACCAAGGAUAUGCCUUCAACCGUCAGAAACGUUGUGCAUUACGGAUACGGAGUAAAGCCAUGGCAAACGCAGUGAGGCUUCGAUAUGGUCCUGCAAUUGGUUAGGAGCACGAGCUGGUCAGCUCAGUCUAUCGAAUAAUCCAGAGGGUCUUGCUCAUAUAAUAUAAAUAACCCGAUGAACCAUUCACAAUUCAUGGUGGACCUGGGAAGACUGCUGGCCAUUCUUGGGAUGAUCAAUAAUGAGGUGCCCAA
Colletotrichum phormii is the source of this 1509-nucleotide messenger RNA. RefSeq names its product UBA domain-containing protein Ucp14. Lineage: Eukaryota; Fungi; Ascomycota; Sordariomycetes; Glomerellales; Glomerellaceae. Gene Ontology annotation, cellular component: membrane. Gene Ontology annotation, molecular function: serine-type endopeptidase activity. The coding region runs from base 302 to 1105 and encodes 267 amino acids. The record is from RefSeq and is a predicted model, not a curated record. The transcript has 2 exons. Gene Ontology annotation, biological process: retrograde vesicle-mediated transport, Golgi to endoplasmic reticulum.